AUAAACAUCGAUUUUGGUUCCAGCGCUAUCUAAUAGCAACAAUUGCCAGCGAAAAUAAAAAUUAAUUCGGCGCAUUAAAAAGAGUUUCAGGUCCAUCACCUAAUUAGCCGAAAAGUAGGACAAGUGCAAGAAAAACUGAAGUUCAGAUAAUAUCGCUUGUCACCUGCGUCCGUGCGUGUGCGUGUGUGUGUGCGAGUGUGAGUGUGCGCGUGUGUUUCUGCUUUGUUCUGCGAGCGUUUCGUUUCGUUUUUCGAAAUGGCAAAGAAAACCUACGAUUUGCUCUUCAAACUGUUGCUGAUCGGCGAUUCGGGAGUGGGAAAAACGUGCAUAUUAUUCCGAUUCUCGGAUGAUGCCUUCACGUCCACGUUUAUAUCGACCAUAGGCAUCGACUUCAAAAUCAAAACAGUAGAGCUGCGCGGCAAGAAGAUCAAGCUGCAAAUAUGGGACACCGCCGGCCAGGAGCGGUUCCACACGAUAACCACCUCGUAUUAUCGGGGGGCCAUGGGCAUAAUGUUGGUCUAUGACAUAACGAACGAGAAGAGUUUCGAGAAUAUAGUCAAAUGGUUGCGGAAUAUCGACGAGCACGCCAACGAGGACGUGGAGAAGAUGAUCCUGGGCAACAAGUGCGACAUGACGGACAAGCGGGUGGUGAACAAGGAGCGGGGCGAAGCGAUUGCCCGUGAACACGGCAUUCGAUUUAUGGAAACAUCCGCCAAGUCGAACAUAAACAUCGAGCGGGCAUUCUGCGAGCUGGCCGAGGCCAUUCUGGACAAGACAUCGGGGCGCGAGUCGGCGGAGAAUCCGGAGCGCGUGAUCAUCGAUCGCCGGAACAACGAGAAGGCGCCGGGCUACAGCAAGUGCUGCGCGUAAAACGGCGCAAAGGGCGAACGGGGCGUGGUUUUUUUUGGCCCGGUUUGUUUGUGCUUAGCUGUGCGUGGGGAAGGCGAAGGAUGGAAUUGGAUUGGAUUUCGGAUUGAAUUGAAUUUUAAUGGAAUGGAAAUGGAAUGGAAACGGAUUGGAAUGCGGUGGGGAUCGGUUUUUGAAACUGCUCCGCACAAACGAAGGGAAACAAAGCAAUAAACCCGGGGUCAAUCGCACGGAGGACACUUACUUAUUACGAGGAUACGCAGAUGGAACAAGCAACAGAAACAACCUACCUAAAGUUUAACAACAGAUAUUGUAAUACGAACAUUUGGAAGCAACUUUACAAAAACAGCCCGAACGAUGGUGGUCAUUAAAAGUGGAUUAAAAGUGGGCAACGUUAGUUAACGCACACUCGUCACACUCGGCACCUGGACACAGCUCCAUUUGAAGGGGCAAACACACAUGCAUUUCGGGCCGACUUGUUCAGCUAGCUAACGUGGACAGGAGAUAGAAGAUCGGUUCCAGGAACUGUCCCAGCCACAUGACACGAUGAGGAUAAAGAUAAUGAUAAAGAUAAAGAUAUAGAUAACAAAGACGCAGACGUAAGCAACUUUUGUAACGUAACUUUUGAUAUAUAUAUAAUAGUCUUACGAUUCCUGUACUCAGCCGUACGUUCGUUCGUCCGUUCGUUCGUCAGUUCGCCAUCGCUCGCACUCCCCUGCCGCCCCACUUAGUGUUUUGUUUGUUUUGUUUUGUUUUGCGUUUCAGCCUAGAUAUAAAUAACACCUAUACAUAUUAUACAUCGGAUAGUAUAUAGCAUAUACCUAGCUUGCUUUCGCUUUGUUUAUCGAUGCUAAGCCAGCCGCCCCUCCACUCAUCAAGCCAGAGUCACAGUUUGAGCUGUUCCGAAAUUGUUUUCUGAUUAUUGCCUAUAUAUAUAUAUAUUUAUAUAUAUAUAUAAUUAUAAACUAUAAUAUUGCAUCGUUUUUAUGUGCAUUUGCGCCCGCACACCCAGUAUAUAUAUAUAUAUGUGUGUACACUUAAGGGGCGUGGGUGUGCAGCGCGUGUAUAUCUCCAUGUAUGUAUGUAUGUAAGGACAAUGCACGCCACGCCAUGUAGCAUCCGCAUCCGCAUCCGGAUCCGCAAGGGAGGUGCGCCCAGACCCAACGCACCAUCGUGCGCUCGCUCGCUCGCUCGCCUCCUGUCUCCUUGUAAUUUUAUUCAACAAUUUUUUUUGUUCGUGUAAACCUAUUAUUUGUAACUGUAUAUGGAUCUAGUUUAGUUGUCCACACCAAAUGAUUUACCGAUUAAAAAAUAUAAAGAACAACCUAAACCAUGUCAUAUAA
This is a messenger RNA of Drosophila gunungcola (fruit fly), 2210 nucleotides long. It is a transcript of the gene Rab10, whose product is annotated as ras-related protein Rab-10. Gene Ontology annotation, molecular function: GTP binding; GTPase activity. NCBI's taxonomy places the organism in Eukaryota, Metazoa, Arthropoda, Insecta, Diptera, Drosophilidae. The coding region runs from base 256 to 870 and encodes 204 amino acids. Gene Ontology annotation, biological process: cellular response to insulin stimulus. Gene Ontology annotation, cellular component: recycling endosome; insulin-responsive compartment; Golgi apparatus. The record is from RefSeq and is a predicted model, not a curated record. The transcript has 4 exons.